GCUCGGGCUCUGCACCUGGACAGGGCAGCGGUAGGCCAGCGGUUGCGCUCCUCAGAUUGGCGGCCUUCCGGGCGGUGGCUUGCGUUUGAGCCUCAGAAAGCGAGGAGCGGCCUCCACGGAAGCCAAGCUGGCCGAGUGCUUUUAGGAAGAAGAUCCUUUUAUUGCUUUUGUACAAGACCAGACGGGAUCUCAUUUGUCAAACGUGGUACCAAUUGGGUGUCUUAACACAGAAGCAGAACUUCCUAGAGCAGAAUGAUGAUGGUAGAUCUGAAAGUGGCUGCGUACUUGGACCCUCAGAUCAGGGCUUUGUGGGAGACCAAGGGGCCUGCAAGAGAGAGCUCCGGUCAGAGUAAAAAAUCUCCUCAAAUGGACAGUCUCGAUCCUAAGAGCUCUUGCUGGCACUUCCGGAACUUCACCUAUGAUGAAGCAGGUGGACCCCGUGAGGCUGUCAGCAAACUUCAAGAAUUAUGUCAUCUAUGGCUGAAGCCAGAGAUCCACUCAAAAGAGCAGAUACUGGAACUGCUGGUGCUGGAGCAGUUCCUGACUAUUCUGCCCAGGAAGACGCAGACCCAGAUGCAGAAGCACCAUCCGCAGAGCAUUGAGGAGGCUGUGGCUCUGGUAGAACACUUGCAGAGGGAAUCUGGUCAAACAUGGAAUGGGGUGAGAAGAAAGAUUCCUGACAUGUACAGUGAAAUAGGAUGCAGGUGGAUAUAGUAGAGAUGGUGGCAGUUAGUUGAGAAAUUAGAUGGAUUAGGUCUUUUUUUUUUUUUUUAAGGACAGUUAAGGUGGGACUUGAAACUACAGGCCCACAGAAAAGUUCACAGGUUUCAGAGAUUGUGGUAGAUACUUCCCUGGCCUUAGAGAAAGAGAGUUGCUUUUGCCCUCUUUGGAGCCAGGGUGAAUUGAGGGUGAUGGGCCUAGUCUUGCUUGGCCAAGGAGACAGGACUUAAGUACUUAGAAACAGAAUAAAAGGUAAUAAAGAGUCAGGGAGGCUGGAUGCAGUGGCUCACAUCUGUAAUCCCAGCACUUUGGGAGGCUGAGGCAGGUGGAUCACCUGAGGUCAGGAGUUCAAGACCAGCCUGGACAGCAUGGUGGAACCCUCUCUCUACAAAAAUAAACAAAUUAGGUGGGCAUGAUGACGGGUGCCUGUAAUCCCAGCUAUCCUUGAGGCUGAGGAGGGAGAAUCAUUUGAACCUGGGAGGUUGCAGUGAGCCAAGAUCGCACCAUUGCACUCCAGCCUGGGCAACACAGCAAGACUCCAUCUCACAAAAAAAACACAAAAACGAGGGGCCGGGUGCAGUGACUCACACCUGUAAUUCUAGCCCUUUGAGAGGCCAAGGCAGAUGGAUCCCCUGAGCCCAGCCUGGGCAACAUGGUGAAACCCCGUCUCUAUAAAAAACAUGAAAAUUAGCCAGGCAUGGUGGCACACACCUGUGGUCCCAGUUACUUGGGAGGCUGAGUCAGGAGAAUCACCUGAGCCCAGGAGGUGGAGGUUGCAGUGAGCUGAGAUCGCACCAUUGCACUCCCUUGGGUGACAGAGUGAGACCCUGUCUAAAAAAAAAAAAAAAAAAAAGGCAGAUCCACAAGGAGAACACAGGAAAACAAGGACAUUUAAAGAAAAGGAGAAAUUGGCCAGGUUCGGUGGCUCAUGCCUAUAUUUCGAACACUUUAGGGGGUCGCGGUGGGAGGACUGCUUGAGACCAGCCUGGGGAACAUAGUGUGACCUUGUUGCUAUGAAAAAAAAAAAAGAAAAUAAGCCAGGCUGAUGGCACAUGCCUGUAGUCCCAGCUUCACAAGAGGUUGAGGUGAGAGAAUUGCUUGACCCAGAAGUUUGAGGCUACAGUGAGUUAUUAUUGCAGCAUUGUACUCUGGCCUGGGCAACAGAGUGAGACCUUGUCUCUUAAAAAAAAAAAAUGUUUUAGGCCAGGCGUGGUGGCUCACAUCUGUAAUCUCAGCACUUUGGGAGGCUAAGGCAGGUGGUUCACAAGGUCAGGAGUUCGAAACCAGCCUGACCAACAUGCUGAAACCCUGUCUCUACUAAAAAUACAUAAACUAGCUGGGCAUGGUGGCCUGGUGCCUGUAAUCCCAGCUACUCAGAAGGCUGAGGCAGGAGAAUGGCUUCAACUCGGGAGGCAGAGGUUGCAGUGAGCUGAGAUUGCACCACUGCACUCCAGCCAGGGCAACUGAGCGAGACUCCAUGUAAAAAAAAAAAAGAUGUUUUUAAAAAUUAGGAAAAAUCCAGCCUGGGCAACAUGGUGAAGCUCCGUCUCUACAAAAAAUAGAAAAAUCAGCUGGGCAUGGUGGCAUGUGCCUGUAGUCCCAGCUACUCGGGAGGCUGAGGUGGGAGGAUCACCUGAGCCUGGGGAGGAUGAGACUGCAGUGAGCCAUGAUUGUACCACUGUACCCCAGCCUGGGUGACAGAGUGAGACCCCUGUCUCAAAACAAAACAAAAAAAACAACUAGGGGAAGACUGCAAAAGAAAACAUAGAAAAAAGGGAAACAAAGAUUUGGAAAAAAGAAAAAUCCCAACAGAAUAGCCAAGGACAAGAAAUGCACUGAUGGGUAAUGUCCUCCCUAUAGUAGAUGAAAGUCUCUACUGCCUUCCCUUAGUGCUUGUUCUUUGGCUCUGCUGACAAGUUGGGAGCCAGGGUAUGAACUUGGUGGGUGGCGACACAUCUGCUGACCUCGGGUCUGCUGGGAAGAAUACAGGGCAGGACCUAUGUCUGGUGUCAGAAUCAUCUGGAGGUUGCAGUCCAUGAGCUGGGAAAGGAGGCAGUGCUCUUGGGAGAAACAGCAGAGGCCUCAAGUUUCGGGCUGAAGCCAACAGAGUCCCAACCAGUGGGCGUAUCCCAAGAUGAAGAAUUUUGGAAUACAUACCAGGGUCUGCAAGAACAGCUCAGCAGGAAUACUCAUAAAGAGACUGAGCCUGUGUAUGAGAGGGCUGUGCCUACACAACAGAUUCUAGCUUUUCCUGAGCAAACAAACACCAAAGACUGGACAGUGACACCUGAGCACGUCUUGCCUGAGUCCCAGAGCUUGUUGACAUUUGAAGAAGUGGCCAUGUAUUUUUCCCAGGAAGAAUGGGAGUUAUUGGAUCCCACUCAGAAGGCCCUCUACAAUGAUGUAAUGCAGGAAAACUAUGAAACUGUCAUCUCUCUAGCAUUGUUUGUGCUCCCCAAACCUAAAGUGAUCUCCUGUCUAGAGCAAGGGGAAGAGCCAUGGGUUCAAGUAUCCCCGGAGUUUAAGGAUAGUGCCGGAAAAUCUCCUACAGGGUUAAAACUCAAAAACAACACUGAAAAUCGUCAGCCUGUGUCUCUUUCUGACUUAGAAAUACAAGCAUCAGCAGGCGUCAUAUCAAAAAAGGCCAAAGUAAAAGUUCCCCAGAAAACAGCAGGCAAAGAAAAUCAUUUUGAUAUGCACAGAGUGGGAAAAUGGCACCAAGAUUUUCCAGUGAAGAAAAGAAAGAAACUUUCAACCUGGAAACAAGAGCUGCUCAAACUUAUGGAUCGUCACAAGAAAGAUUGUGCAAGAGAGAAGCCUUUUAAAUGUCAGGAAUGUGGGAAAACCUUCAGAGUUAGCUCUGACCUUAUUAAGCACCAAAGAAUUCACACUGAAGAGAAACCCUAUAAAUGUCAACAGUGUGAUAAGAGGUUUAGAUGGAGUUCAGAUCUUAAUAAGCACUUAACAACACACCAAGGAAUAAAACCAUAUAAAUGUUCAUGGUGUGGGAAAAGCUUCAGUCAAAAUACAAAUUUACAUACACACCAAAGAACUCAUACAGGAGAAAAGCCCUUCACAUGUCAUGAAUGUGGAAAAAAAUUCAGUCAGAACUCCCACCUUAUUAAACACCGGAGAACCCACACAGGUGAGCAGCCAUAUACUUGUAGCAUAUGCAGGAGAAACUUCAGCAGGCGGUCAAGCCUUCUUAGACACCAGAAACUCCACCUCUGAAGAGAAGCUUGUCCAGUGUCCUCAUUCUGAAGACAUUCACCAAAUGGAGCUUGGCACUAAAAUUUAUGUAAAAGAAAAAUCACAAACCUUGAAAAAUUUUACAUCAGAAAAUGGGAUAAACAUACGUUUCACAGAAAAUAAUCAAGACUUGCUCUGCAGCCACUCAGUAGUCUUCUGUGGUCACAGAAGUAAACAUUGUUGGUUUUGUAUUGAUAUCUCCAGUCGUUUUUGAACACAUCCAAUAGAAACAUUGGCAGCAUGGUCUUCCAAAACAAAAAGCAGUAACAUGCAUGUUUAAUUGCAUACUAUUCUCUUCACAGUAGCAGGCUUACCAAUUUCCAUAGUCUCAUGAGGCAGAAAUGAAUUACAAUAUAAAGUGUUCCAAGAACCAAAUUGGAUUUUCUUUCUUUUGUCAUUGGACACGGUUUGCAAAGUUGAACAUCAUUUGAGUUCCUUCUUAAACUUUUCAGCAACUUCUCUUGGAUCCUGUUAUCACAGUUUUUUACUGUGAUGAAAUCUUGUUAACCACCACUAGGGAAUCUCCAGAUGAACUAUUAAUGCACUGUCUUAUGCCUCUCAUUGGUGAUGUUUGGAAAAUAGAAGACAUCUCUAAUGGAAUCAUGGGGGAAACGGGUUGGAAUUUGUAGCCAUGGAAUAUAUAUUAGAUGUAAAGAAUUUUCUGCAAUAAAAGAAACUAGACUUGUUAAUCCCUGCCUUGCAAUGUCAGUAGGAUAAAGCAGCUAUAAAAAUUAGUACUUGCCCAAGGCCUGAAAGAGAAUUAGUGGGAAUUAAGAUCAACUUCUCAGUUUUGUUUGUUUACUUUUUAAUUGGCUUUUCUUUGUUGUUAAGCAUGAGAGACUUAAUUUGCAUGGGAGUUGGAGUGUGUGUGCUGCAGGCAGGAUCCUGUGGCUCAUUUGGCAUGGAGACCUGGACAUGUAGUCAGCAGGAGACGGUUCCCUAAAUAAAAGAUUUGGGCACUGGUGCUAAGUGUUGGGCGAGGAUGAGCAAAUCUACAUCCAUGUUGUUCCCUCCUAUCCUGUAAGCUCUACCUGUCUUUGUUCUUUCCAGCACAGCAUUUAACAGCAGCCUCAGGUGAUAAAUUUGAUGGAUUGCCAAAAGUCGUAUAGCCUAUGGAUUUUCUUACAACUUGCUUGUUUAGCUACAGCAGUGACUCAGGUGCAUUCCUUUUAGAGCUCUUAGGUAUAUCAGGAAAGGGGUUAAAUAACUGACCUCUUCCAAACCUCUUAUUUUAUUUUAUUUUAUUUUAUUUUUUCGAGACAGAGUUUCGCUCUUGUCACCCAGGCUGGAGUGCAAUGGUGUGAUCUCAGCUCAUUGCAUCCUCCGCCUCCCAGAUUCAAGCAAUUCUCCUGCCUCAGCCUCCAGAGUAGCUGGGAUUACAGGCACCCACCACCACGCCUGGCUAAUUUUUUGUAUUUUUAGUAGAGACGGGGUUUCACCAUGUUGAGCAGGCUGCUCUCGAACUCCUGACCUCAGGUGAUCCACCCGCCUCGGCCUCCCAAAGUGCUGGGAUUACAUGCAUGAGCCACUGUGCCCAGCCUAUACUAAUUGUUUCUUAAGUACAGCCAACUCUGGAGCUCUGGUCUACAUAGCUCUUACACAGCACCACCUUAACUUAAGACCUCCAGGAUUCUGUUUCUUCUCCCAGAUCAUGUGUGGCUUUCUUUCUGGCCCUACAUUCAUUCAUUCUGUUCAAUUUAAUGAAGGCCUAUGAUGUGUCAGGCACUGUCCUAUAUUCUGAGGACACAGGAGUGGCCAAGAGACAAAAUUGCAUCCCCUCAUGGAACUUGUAUUCCAGUGAACAGUAAAAAGAAUGGUUUUGCUUUCCUGCUCCUUGCACUAAGAUGGGUAUGAGAUAGUUUUGAUCAAUGAGUUGUGAGCAGAAGAAGCCUCACUUCUGGCUGAAGCUUUUCAUUUUAUUUAUUUUUUAUUUUUUGCUGGUACAAGGCCAGUGCUCUCCUUUCCUGCCUUAAUCAUGGAACCACAUACAGAGAGAGCAGCCAUGAAAUCAAAGCAGUCCAGAACACUGAGCCACUGCAUGGAGGGCGGCUAUUCCCAAGAGUCUCCAGACCUAUAAUGGACUUUGUGAGAAGAAGAAAUAAACAUUUGUUCUGUUAAACCACUGA
Messenger RNA from Gorilla gorilla gorilla (western lowland gorilla), 6095 nucleotides. It is a transcript of the gene ZNF75A, whose product is annotated as zinc finger protein 75A. NCBI's taxonomy places the organism in Eukaryota, Metazoa, Chordata, Mammalia, Primates, Hominidae. Gene Ontology annotation, biological process: regulation of transcription by RNA polymerase II. The record is from RefSeq and is a predicted model, not a curated record. The transcript has 7 exons. Gene Ontology annotation, molecular function: DNA-binding transcription factor activity, RNA polymerase II-specific; RNA polymerase II cis-regulatory region sequence-specific DNA binding. The coding region runs from base 3061 to 3951 and encodes 296 amino acids.